AUGAGGACAACACGGAAAGGGAGUGUGGAGAUGCCUGCAUUUGUCCGGCAGCUGGUGAAGGAGACAGAGAAGAGGGUCAGCUCCUUCUUCAAGGGAGGGGGGCGUGGAGGGGCAGAACACGUGCAGGGGGAGGGGGAGGAGGUGAUCCCCAGCCCCUACUUGGACCGUCCCAUCCUGGACAAGCUGACUGAGGAGGGCUGCUCCCGCUGGGGCCUGACCUAUGCCCUGGGCAGCAUGCAGGGCUGGAGGGCCAACAUGGAGGACUACCACAACUGUGUUCCUCAGCUGGGCGCAGGGCUGGCAGACUGGAGCUUCUUUGCUGUGUUUGAUGGGCACGCGGGCAAUCAAGUGGCACAGUACGCCUCACAACACCUGCUGGAUCAGGUCCUAGCUACAGGUGAAACAAACUUACACAAAACGUUAUCUGUAUUUGACAGACUUCUCAUGUUACUUAACAGCCUGUUUCAUCUCGUAGUUUAAAUAGAUGCGUGAACAGAUCUUCAUAUAUUGAGUUGAUGACUCAUUCCAGAGCAGAUAUUUAUAUGUAACAUUAAGCUCAUCGGAGUAAAGCAUGUGACUCCUCAGUGAUGUGUUGAAUGGCGUAUGUUAGAGAGGUUUAUACCUGGUAAUAACUAUAAAUGAUCACUACAUUUUAGGAGGUUACUGGAGAUUGCUACUUUAUCUUGCUAGUGCUAGUGGUAAAAUCAAUUAUGUAGCUGACAGAUAACACAAAUCAUUUUAGCCACUGCUUUUACUGCCUGUGUGCACUGACUUCCUUACGGCCUGUGUGUACUAACCGUAUGGGUGUGUCCUGUAGGAGGGAUCGGGCCAGAGGACCACCCUGAUCGGGUGAGAGGGAGCUUCACAGAUGGCUUCCUACACACAGACAAACACCUGCUGACUGCAGCCCGCCGUGAGGGCUGGGAGCGGGGUGGCACCACCGUGACCUCCACUCUCAUCUCACCACGAUAUUUCUACUUCGCCAACUGUGGAGACUCGCGUGCCAUGCUGUGCCGGGCAGGACAGGUGUGCUUCUCCACUGAGGACCACAAGCCCUACAGCCCUCUGGAGAGGGAGCGAAUCGAGAGCGCUGGCGGCUCAGUGUCCCUACAACGCAUCAACGGCUCCCUGGCUGUGUCCCGCGCCCUGGGAGACUUCAGCUACAAGGGGGCAGAGAACCGGCCGCCCACCCAGCAGAUGGUGUCUCCGGAGCCAGAGGUGUGUGUGGUGGAGCGGUCACCCGGGGAUGAGUUCCUGGUGCUGGCCUGUGACGGGGUGUGGGACACGGUCUCCAACGAGGAGCUGUGUGCCUUCAUCCACAGCCGUCUGCGAGUCUGCACUGACCUCAGGGACGUCUGCUCCCAGGUCAUUGACCUCUGCCUCUAUAAGGUCAGUACCCAAAGUCACCUGUAGAUCAGUACAUGUGGACCACAUCAGUGCUGUGUUAAAACAGUCCCUUCAUGUUCAUGUACAGCAUAAGUGACAGUUCGCUGUCAACAUGUGGAUGUACUAUUCUCAAUGUAGACAGGCCAAAAUGUUCUGAUCUGAUGAGCCACACAGACUGAACAUUAGUUAAUAAAACGUGAUAUUAUUUUGGCAGAGGCUUUAUUUUCCAUUACAUAAUAAUAAUCCCAUGAAAUAAGAUUAUUGAGGAUAUACCAGCACUCAAAGAGUACCUUCUGACCUUCCCAAGGCUUAGACAGACCACUGGGACAUGAGAAUGUAUAGCGCCACAAUACCUUUACAAACACAUACCCACUAGCACACACCUAUUGAACACAUACUCUGUGAGCUGAGCUGGGCUGGCUUUGACUACCAUAUCCUCACCUUAGUAUGGCUUGGUGGUUAUAUAACAGUGUUCCAGCUUAGAGAUUCUGCUCAACGACCUGAAAAUGUCACAGUUUCUAACUCUCUCACACACUUCAUCAUCAUUGUCAAUGGGACAGUCAGUUCAGUUGUGCAUGAAGGAGGAAGUAGGCUAUUCAUGUUCCUGAAGGGAGACAAAGUACUUUAGCUUUGCUGUGUGGAGGGUCAGUGUUAGACAAAGGAUAAGGUUGCCCACAGCAUUUGUACAUCAGACUCUGCUUUUAUUAGCCCACCCAGGUCACAUCAGGAUUGGACGAGAGGAAGGGGUUCGAGGGGAUUAUUUAAGAUACUCUUUGAAGAGGUAAGGUUUCAGAUGUUUUCGGGAAGAUGAGCAGGGACUCUGCUGUCCUAGCUUCAGGGGGAAGCUGGUUCUGGGCCAAGAGACCACAGGUGGCAGAACGGAGUACUUGGGUUGGGGUGUAGGGUUUGAGCAUAGCCUGAAGGUAGGGAGGGGCAGUUGCUUUUGCUGCUUCGUAGGUAAGCACCAUGGUCUUGUAGUGGAUGCAAGUUUUGACUGGAAGCCAGUGGAGUGUGCGGAGGAGAGGGGUGACAUGGGAGAAUUUGGGAAGGUUGAACACCAGGUGGGCUGCAGCAUUCUGGAUACGUUUCAGGGGUUUGAUGGCACAAGCGGGGAGCCCAGCCAACAGCGAGUUGCAGUAGUACAGACAGGAGAUGACAACUGCCUGUAUUAGGACCUGCGCGGCUUCCUGUGUGAGGUAGGGUCGUACUCUACGGAUGUUGUAGAGCAGGAACCUGCAAGCGCGAGUCACUGCUUUGAUGUUUACAGAGAACGACAGGGUGUUGUCCUGUGGGAGGGGGACAUUCGAGUUCUCAACCGUGAUGGAGAGGUCUUGGAGUGGGCAGACUUUCCCUGGGAGGAAAAGCAGCUCCGUCUUGUCCAGGUUGAACUUGAGGUGGUGGGCCGACAUCCAAGCUGAGAUACACUAUAUAUACAAAAGUAUGUGGACACCCCUUCAAAUUAGUGGAUUCGGCUAUUUCAGCCACACCCGUUGCUGACAGGUGUAUAAAAUCGAGCACACAGCCAUGCAACCCCCAUAGACAAACAUUGGCUGUAGAAUGGCCUUACUGAAGAGCUCAGUGACUUUCAACGUGGCACCAUCAUAGGAUGCCACCUUUCCAACAAGUCAGUUCGUCAAAUUUCUGCCCUGCUAGAGCUGCUCCGGUCAACUGUAAGUGCCGUUAUUGUGAAGUGGAAACGUCUAGGAGCAACAACGGCUCAGCCGCGAAGUGGUAGCUCACAGAACGGGACCGCCGAGUGUUGAAGCACAUAGCGCGUAAAAAUAAUCUGUUCUCGGUUGCAACAUUCACUACAGAGUCCAAACCACCUCUGGAAGCAACGUCAGCACAAGAACUGUUAGUCUGGAGCUUCAUGAAAUGGGUUUCCAUGGCCGAGCAGCCGCACACAAGCCUAAGAUCACCAUGCGCAAUGCCAAGAAUCAGCUGGAGUGGUGUAAAGCUCACCGCCAUUGGAUUCUGGAGCAGUGGAAACGCGUUCUCUGGAGUGAUUAAUCACGAAUCACCAUCUGGCAGUCCUACGGAUGAAUUUUGGUUUGGCAGAUGCCAGUAGAACAUUACCUUCCCUAAUGCAUAGUGCCAACUGUAAAGUUGGUGGAGCAGAAAUAAUGGUCUGGGGCUGUUUUUAAUGGUUCGGGCUAGGCCCCUUAGUUCCAGUGAAGGGAAAUCUUAACGCUACAGCAUACAAUGACAUUCUACACGAUUCUGUGCUUCCAACUAUGCUUCCAACUAUGAGCCAGGCCUAAUCGCCCAACAUCAGUGCCCGACCUCACUAAUGCUCUUGUGGCUGAAUGGAAGUCCCCGCAGCAAUGUUCCAACAUCUAGUGGAAAGCCUUCCCAAAAGAGUGGAGGCAGCAACUCCAUAUUAAUGCCCAUGACUUUGGAAUGAGAUGUUCGAUGAGCAGGUGUCCACAUACUUUUGGUCAUGUAGUGUAUCUACCAGGCACGCAGAGAUGCAUAGCAACGAUAGGAGAGACCAUGUGAGGCUAUGACGGAACCAAGUGACUUGGAGUAUAGAGGAGAGGGCCUAGAACUGAGCCCUGGGGGACAACAGUAUUGAAAGUACGUGGUGAAGACACAGAUCCUCUCCACGUCACCUGAUAGGAGCGGCCUGCCAGGUAGGAUGCAAUCCAAGAGUGUGCAGAGCCUGAGACACCCAGCCCUGAGAGGGUGGAGAGGAGGAUCUGAUGGUUCACGGUGUCAAAGGCAGCAGAUAGAUCUAGGAGGAUGAAGACAAAGGAGAGAGAGUCAGCUUUGGCAGUGAGGAGAGCCUCCGUGACACAGAGAAGGGCAGUCUCGGUUGAGUGACCCGUCUUGAAGACUGACUGGUUAGGGUCAAGAAGAUUGUUCUGAGAGAAAUAGCAAGAGGAGUUGGUCAGAGACAGCACGCUCAAGAGUUUUGGAAAUAAAAGAAAGGGAUACCGGUCUGUAAUUUUUGGCGUCAGAUGGGUUGAGUGUUGGUUUCAUGAGGGGAGCGACUCUGGCCAUUUUAAAGUCAGAGGGGACGCAGCCAGUGGUCAGAGAUGAGUUGAUGAGGGAAGGGAGGAAUGGGAGGUCUCCAGAGUUGGUCUGGAGAAGGGGAUGGAGUCAAGAGGGCAGGUUGUCAGGCAGCCGGACCACACUAAUCGCAGGAUUUCAUCUGAAGAGAGAGGGGAGAAAGAGGUCAAGGUGUAGGGUAUUGCUGUGUGAGUGGGACCUGUGGACUCAAUAGGCUGAGUGAAUGAGGAGCGGAUGUCAUCAACCUUCUUUUCAAAGUGUUUGACAAAGUCAUCCGCAGAGAUGGAGGGGAGGAUUAAUAUUUUACUGAAAUCAGGGUCACAGAGAGUGAUUCUUGGUAGUCUUUAACACAUUUACUUUGAAACAAAAGUAUACACCUCACACAUAUGGUUAUGAAAAAAUAAAUAAUAAUAAGACAUGUACCAUGUCAGAUAGUGUUGAAAUUUAUUCCAUUUGAGUUUGCAUUCCAACAUUACACUUGAUAUACACAUCACAGAAUAUAACAAGACUGUUUGACAUAAACACCUGAUUUUCUGCAGGUUUUUGAAAUAAUCUUUAUUAAAAAUAUUAAUAACAUUCCACCCAUGAGGCCAAAGAGGGCAGUUUUGGUCAUUGACUGCAGGAAAGGGCUACAGAGGGAGGAGAAGGUCGAAAAGAGUCAGAAGCUUGAAAUUUACAGUGAUGGAAAGUGGCUUUAGCAGCAGAUACAGAGGAAGAGAAGGAAGAGAGGAGGGAGUGAAAGGAUGAUAGUUUAGUUUUCCUAAAUUUUCCCGUCAGCUGCCCGCAGUCCUGUUCUGUAUGCUCGCAAUGAGUCACAGCCACGGAGCAGGAGGGGAGGGCCAAGCCGGCCGGGAGUAAAGGGGACAGUGCAAGUCAUUGGAUGCGGAAAUGGAGGUGAGUUGGGUUGAAGAGGCAGAAUCAGGAGACAGAAGGAUUUAGCAGAAGGGAGAGAUGAGACGAUAGAAGAGAGCAAAGAUUGCGACAGCGCAUGACCAUCUGGGUAAGGGCUGAGUGGCUAGGGUUGAAGGAGGGAGACAGAAAAAUAAACAAAGUAGCGAUCAGAGACCUGGAGGGGGGUUGCAAUGAAAUUAGUAGGCGAACAGCCUCUAGUAAAGAUGAGGUCAAGCGAAUUGCCUGACUUGUGAGUGGGAGGAGGCUGGGAACGGGUGAGGUCAAAAGAGGCAAGGAGGGGAAGAAAGAGUUAGAAAGAAAUGAAUCGACGUUGGGAGGUUGAAGUCACCAAGUACGAAGAGCGGUGAGCCAUCGUCAGGAAAUAAUCUUAUCAAGGUGUCAAGCUCACUGAGGAACUCUAAGGGGACCUGGUGGGUGAUGGAUGACAACAAUGUUAAGCUUGAGUGGACAAGUGACAGUGACAGCAUGGAAUUCAAAUGAGGAGAUGGACAGGUGAGUGAGGGAGAAAAUAAAAAUCUCCAUUUAGGAGAAAUGUGUAGCCCUGUGCCACCACCGCGACGACCAGAUGCUCUCAGACUGUGAGAGAAAACGUAGUCAGAUGAAGAGAGAGCAGAAGUGUUCUCUGGGGGGAUCCAUGUCUCCGUCAGGGCCAAAAAGUCAAGGGACUGAAGGGCAGCAUAGGCUGAGAUGAACUCAGGGUUCUUGACCGCAGAUCGGCAGUUCCAAUAGCUGCCAGAGACCAGGAAUUCCACAUCGGUUGUGCACGCAGGGUACACUAAAUUAGAAGGGUUGCAGCCAAGGGGUGGGGAGCGUCUGUAAAGCCUAUAGGGAGAGGAGCGAACAGGUAUAGAAAACACACACAUAGUUGACAAAGCUACAAAAGAGCAACAUUAGAUAAUCUGAAAAUAACUAGGUAAGAUACUCAAGUAAGAGAGUGGUGUGGAGCCUUCCUCUCUUUCACUGGCUUUGUUUCGGCGGCAGUCUUAGUUUUGCGACGAGAAAACAUGGGAGACUGAAGCACUAGCACUAAUUGCUAAUUGCCUUGCAGAGGUGAAGAGCACACCUCCUGGUACUAAUUGCUGAUUGCCUAUGAGAGGGGAAACCCCUCCCCCUUCAAUACAGCCACUGAUUACGAAGACAACAACAGUCGCAAAUUGCCCUGCCCCUUAAUCCUGGUUGAUGUGUCAACAAUCAUCUGCAAAUGAAUAGCAGUCAGCAGUUCAUACACCAAGUAGGACAGUCAGCACUCUAUCAGUUGAGAGUGGGGUGACUUCUAGGACAAAGGGGGCCUAAUCUUGUAAGGAUCAGACAAACACAGAAGAGAAGUGGUCGUAAUUGGAGGUCAAAGGUCACUAUUUAGCGCCUGACCUCAGGGUAGGCAGCUGUUGUAAUCCUGCUAGUAGCCUUCCAGUAAGCCUUGUUUGGCACUCACCUGAUUUGGCACUAUACAAACAACAAUAUCUACAGCGCAAGACAUUUUCCCCAUUAUCAUAAUGGUGGGAAAGAUUAUCCUAUCUCGCACACUGUUCAGAGGGCAGCAUACAUCACUAAGAUUAGCUAACAACAGUCAACCCUCUUUAGAAACGUCAGAUGUACUUAUGUCAGGUCUGUACUUAUGUCAGGUCUGUACUGUAUCCUAACAUGAGGUAAUCUCUGUGUACUGUGACUGUACUAACCUUGGUUGGCUUGUUCUCCUCUGCAGGGCAGUCUGGACAAUAUCAGCAUCAUCUUGGUCUGCUUCCCUGGCGCCCCCCAGCUCUCAGCAGAGGCACUACACAAGGAGGCAGCGCUUGAAGACCUGCUGGAGUCUAAAGUGGCAGGUGCAGUAUUGUGGGGAUACUUAUAUUCACCCACUUCAGUUUAUUCAAUUAACCCCAAAUCAGUUUACAACUAGAUUUACACUACUAUAGUUGGGUCAUUCCACAAAUUAAGUACCUUUUGAGUAGUGUAACUUGGUGAAAAAACACCAACAUUCUGUCAUAAAGAGCACAUGUUCAACUUAAUAAAAAAUGAGUUUUCCCAUCUCAAGAGGUUAAAUAAAAAUAAAUACUAUAGUAGGUGCCUAUUAAGUGCCAAACAAAGUAACAGGGUUGACCGUAACAGGGUUGACGACUUCUUCUUACAGUGGCUUGCAAAAGUAUUCACCCCUCUUGGCAUUUUUUCUAUUUUGUUGCCUUACAACCUGGAAUUAAAAUGGAUUUUUGGGGGGGUUUGUAUCAUUUGAUUUACACAACAUGCCAACCACUUUGAAAAUGUAAAAUAUUUUUUAUUGUGAAACAAAUAAAAAAACUGAAAACUUGAGCGUGCAUAACUAUUCACCCCCCCAAAGUCAAUACUUUGUAGAGCCACCUUUUACAGCAAUAACAGCUGCAAGUCUCUUGGGGUUUGUCUCUAUAAGCUUGGCACAUCUAGCCACUGGGAUUUUUUCCCAUUCUUCAAGGCAAAACUGCUCCAGCUCCUUCAAGUUGGAUGGGUUCCGCUGGUGUACAGCAAUCUUUAAGUCAUACCACAGAUUCUCAAUUGGAUUGAGGUCUGGGCUUUGACUAGGCCAUUCCAAGACAUUUAAAUGGUUCCCCUUAAACCACUCAAGUGUUGCUUUAGCAGUAUGCUUAGGGUCAUUGUCCUGCUGGAAGGUGAACCUCCAUCCCAGUCUCAAAUCUCUGGAAGACUGAAACAGGCUUCCCUCAAGAAUUUCCCUGUAUUUAGCGCAAUCCAUCAUUCCUUCAAUUCUGACCAGUUUCCCAGUCCCUGCCGAUGAAAAACAUCCCCACAGCAUGAUGCUGCCACCACCAUGCUUCACUGUGGGGAUGGUGUUCUCGGGGUGAUGAGAGGCGUUAGGUUUCGGCCAGACAUAGAGUUUUCCUUGAUGGCCAAAAAGCUCAAUUGUAGUCUUAUCUGACCAUAGUACCUUCUUCCAUAUGUUUGGGGAGUCUCCCACAUGCCUUUUUGUCGAACACCAUACGUGUUUGCUUAUUUUUUUCUUUAAGCAAUGGCUUUUUUCUGGCCACUCUUCUGUAAAGCCCAGCUCUGUGGAGUGUACGGCUUAAAGUGGUCUUAUGGCCAGAUACUCCAAUCUCUGCUGUGGAGCUUUACAGCUCCUUCAGUGUUAUCUUUGGUCUAUUUGUUGCCUCUCUGAUUAAUUCCCUCCUUGCCUGGUCCAUGAGUUUUGGUGGGCGGCCCUCUCUUGGUAGGUUUGUUGUGGUGCCAUAUUCUUUCCAUUUUUUUAUAAUGGAUUUAAUGGUGCUCCGUGGGCAAAGUUUCAGAUAUUUUUUUAUAACCCAACCCUGAUCUGUACUUCUCCACAACUUUGUCCCUGACCUGUUUGGAGAGCUCCUUGGUCUUCAUGGUGCCGCUUGCUUGGUGGUGCCCCUUGCUUAGUGGUGUUGCAGACUCUGGGGCCUUUCAGAACAGGUGUAUAUAAACUGAGAUCAUGUGACAAAUCAUGUGACACUUAUAUUGCACACAGGUGGACUUUAUUUUACUAAUUAUGUGACUUCUGAAGGUAACUGGUUGCACCAGAUCUUAUUUAGAGGCUUCAUAGCAAAGAGGGUGAAUACAUGGGGCGGCAGGUAGCUUAGUGGGUAAGAGCGUUGUGCCAGUAACCGAAAGGUCGCUGGUUCUAAUCCCCGAGCCGACUAGGUGAAAAAUCUGUCGAUGUGCCCUUAAGCAAGGCACUUAACCCUAAUUGCUCCUGUAAGUCGCUCUGGAUAAGAGCGUCUGCUAAAUGACUAAAAUGUAAAUGUACAUAUGCACGCACCAAUUUUCCGUUAUUUAUUUUUUUAAAACAAGUAAUUUUUUUCAUUUCACUUCACCUAUUUUGUAUAUGUCUAUUACAUGAAAUCCAAAUAAAAAUCCAUUUAAAUUACAGGUUGUAAUGCAACAAAAUAGGAAAAACGCCAAGGGUGUGAAUACUUUUGCAAGGCACUGUAAAUCAGCCAUAAAUCCCCUUGUUGUGUGCAACAAGGAGGAGCAAUUGAAUGCAAGCUUCACCCCAAAACAGUUCUGUAAAAAAAUGUCUAGCCUGUCUGUUCAUGGUUAAUAGGGUUGACGUGUUAUGCUGAACCCGCUCAGUUUUCCACCACAAAACACUAGAAAAUUGCCAAAAAGAGUAGAACCAGCUCACCUGCUUUUACACUAUGAUUUGACUAUUAGGUGUUCAAUACUUUUUUAGAAAAAAAUAUUGAAAAAUGAAUAGUUUCACCAUAUUAAAACGAGAGUUCAGUUCACGUAACAGUGUUGACAAAAUGCAACAAAAUAACUAGGGCUUUACAAUGAUGGUGAAAACUUGGAGAAAUGUUGGGGUUAAGUGGGUUAAAAUAGUCCUAUAAGUCACAGAGGAUGCUUAAAGGGACAUGUAAAAAUGCUGAAUUUUGGCACUUUAGCAAGUCUUUAUUCAUGUAAAAAAAAAUCUGAUUUAUUGAAUUGUCCAUGCGGUAUAUAUUAAAGGGCACUUGAUUUAAUAUAACAGGCCUUUAAAAUUCAAUAUCUGUGCACAAUUUCUACUUAAAAUAUCAAAGGGACGCAAAAGGCACUUACUUUGUGGAAUGACCGAGUUCAUUGGCACAAGGAGGGCAGGUGCACUAUUGUCAAGUACACUAAAUGUAUCAUUUUAAUAAUUGUUUUUCUUGUAACUACUCCUCUCUUCCCUUUUGAUAGAGAUUUAUGAGGAGCUGAGUUCCCAGGGGGAGGAUCCGGAUCUGCUGUCUGUCCUCACUGUUCUGGCAAACACUGAUGUCCCAGGCUUACCACCUGGAGGCGGUCUGCAGAGCAAGUAAGUGAAUCUGAGUGCAUUGUGCCAAAAGUUCAUUACAGUGCAAUAGGUACUAAAUAACAAAGUGCAGUAAGGAUCAUCUGAGUAGAGAGACACUGCUUGUCCUCAAACCUGUUUCCUGUGUGUUGCAGAAGGAACUGUAUCAUCUCUGCCUAUUACGAAAAGAAAGAGGCACACAAUCCUACUACACCUAAUGUAAGUGUUUGUAUUUAUAUCAAACUGUCUCAGUUACUACAGUACCAGUCCAAAGUUUGGACACACCUACUCAUUCAAGGUUUUUUUUUAUAUUUUUACUAUGUUCUACAUUGUAGAAUAAUAGUGAAGACAUCAAAACUAUGAAAUAACACAUAUGGAAUCAUGCAGUAACCAAAAAGUGUUAAACAAAUCAAAAUAUAUGUUAUAUUUGAGAUUCUUCAAAGUAGCCACCCUUUGCCUUGAUGACAGCUUUUCACACUCUUGGCAUUCUCUCAACCAGCUUCAUGAGGUAGUCACCUGGAAUGCAUUUAAAUUAACAGGUGUGCCUUGUUAAAAGUUAAUUUGUGGAAUUUCUUUCCUUCUUAUUGCGUUUGAGCCAAUCAGUUGUGUUGUGACAAAGUAGGGAUGGUAUACAGAAGAUGGCCCUAUUUGGCAAAAUACCAAGUCCAUAUUAUGGCAAGAACAACUCAAAUAAGCAAAGAGAAACGACAGUCCAUCAUUACUUUAAGACAUAAAGGUCAGUCACUUUCAACGUUUCUUCAAGUGCAGUCGCAAAAACCAUCAAGCGCUAUGAUGAAACUGGCUCUCAUGGACCGCCACAGGAAAGGAAGACCCAGAGUUACCUCUGCUGCAGGGGAUAAGUUCAUUAGAGUUAACUGCACCUCAGAUUGCAGCCCAAAUAAAUGCUUCACAAAGUUCAAGUGACAGACACAUCUCAACAUCAACUGUUCAGAGGAGACUGCAUGAAUCAGGCCUUCAUGGUCUGAUUGAAGCAUGGAGGAGGAGGUGUGAUGGUGUGGGGGUGCUUUGCUGGUGACACUGUCAGUGAUUUAUUUAGAAUUCAAGGCACACUUAACCAGCAUGGCUACCACAGCAUUCUGCAGCGAUACGCCAUCCCAUCUGGUUUGCACUUAGUGGGACUGUCAUUUGUUUUUCAACAGGACAAUGACCCAAAACACACCUCCAGGCUGUGUAAGGGCUAUUUGACCAAGCAGUGUGAUGGAGUGCUGCAUCAGAUGACCUGGCCUCCACAAUCCCCUGACCUCAACCCAAUUGAGAUGGUUUGGGAUGAGUUGGACCACAGAGUGAAGGAAAAGCAGCCAACAAGUGCUCAGCAUAUGUGGGAACUCCUUCAAGACUGUUGGAAAAGCAUUCCUCGUGAAGCUGGUUGAGAGAAUGGCAAGAGUGUGCAAAGCUGUCAUCAAGGCAAAGGGUGGCUACUUUGAAGAAUCUCAAAUAUAACAUAUAUUUUUAUUUGUUUAACACUUUUUUGCUUACUACAUGAUUCCAUAUGUGUUAUUUCAUAGUUUUGAUGUCUUCACUAUUAUUCUACAAUGCAAAAAAUAGUCAAAAUAAAGAAAAACCCUUGAAUGAGUAAGUGUGUCCAAACUUUUGACUGGUACUGUAUACCAAUACUACAUCAUCUCUGAGCUGGUCAGUAUUUUAGCACAAUCACUUAACAGCAGUCCACAUUUUUCUCCAGGGGCUUGGUGGUUCUGAGAAGCUUGUCUAGGCUCUGUCGU
Molecule: messenger RNA, 11799 nt
Organism: Coregonus sp. 'balchen'
Lineage: Eukaryota; Metazoa; Chordata; Actinopteri; Salmoniformes; Salmonidae
Source: the annotation of a GenBank genome assembly